Messenger RNA from Aaosphaeria arxii CBS 175.79, 4922 nucleotides. RefSeq lists its product as uncharacterized. NCBI's taxonomy places the organism in Eukaryota, Fungi, Ascomycota, Dothideomycetes, Pleosporales. The coding region runs from base 492 to 4433 and encodes 1313 amino acids. The transcript is spliced from 3 exons. The record is from RefSeq and is a predicted model, not a curated record.
CCGCUUUCUUGCAAUUGCAGUCCUUGGGGGUCCUUGGGGGUCCUCGGGGAGACUUUUAACGAGAACCUGCCCUGCAUUGCAUGCAUUGGCCGCUGCUGUGUUGUGCUCGUACAUAAAAGUCAAUCCUUUCCCAACGCCUUUUCACUGGUCUUUCUCGGUCUUGAUAGAUGGACAUGACCCCAUUCUGCCAGGUCCUAACUUCAUUGACUACUUGUACACAAUCAAACUAACGACAAAACAAGACAAACCUCCCUUGAGAGAAAGAUACCUACCUGCCUACGGAGGAAUACCUAGGUCGAGAAUUGAGGAUAGUCAGAGAAAGAGAGAAGAUACUCCGUAGAGAGAGAGCGAGGAAAAAAACUUUCUUCCAAUCUUCUCUUCUUUCUCACUCUACUCGACUCUAUUUCUCCCUCUCCCUUCAUCCACUCUACCACUGGUAGCACGCUACUAUCAUUGCUAUUACUGCUGUUGCUACUGCUACUGCCGCCACCAUGCCCAGCUUUGGAAGGAGUCGGUCGAGCUAUGAUACCACCGCAAAGGAACAGAAACAAAUCCUUGCGGACAUCAACGCCGGCUCUCAAAAAUUUGGGAGGAAGCUCUUGCCUAAACCGCCUACUCAACCACGAGGAAAGAGCUCGGACACUAUCACGCCUGUGACUGUCCUCAGCCCAGAUCCACAACAAGAGGAGCGUAGAGGCCGCAAAUCCACCUCUUCAAAUAGACCUAAGCUUCCCAAACGCACAAGCAGUAUGCGAAGAGCGUACAACUAUUUCUUCGGCGCCGCACAGGCACCACCUUCGCCCACGACACCUCCACAAUCUCAUCCCGCCACUGCUGAUGACGAGGCCUCGCAACCCACUGCGAAGCCUGACGAGCAGACCCAAAGGGAUGUUCCAGAUACACCGCCUGAGACGCCAGCAGCAGAUAGGCAUCCAAGUAUCCAGCGAGAGCUAGAGCCCGAAUUGCCAUCUCCGCAAGCUAGCGAUUCCCCCCAGGUGAAGAUCGAGAAGCUCCAAGCUAAGCUAGCCAAGAUCGAAAGCGACCUACACGAAGCCAACAGGGUCGUGCAGCAACAAGAUGGCACCAUCACCGCCAUUAACGAGGAGUACGCAGAGAAGGAACGGGAGUUCGAAGAGCGCCAGGCUGCUCUGCAGCAAGACAAGAAAGACCUUGAGGAGCACAUGGUCAGCGUGGUUGUGCAACAAGUGCACGAGGCUAAGGCGAAAGAGCGAGUCACCAUAAAAGACGAGUGUGAGCGAGUGUUCAACGACAAGAUGGAGCAAGCAACGCGUGGCUAUGAAGCUCGGAUUGCCGACCUGCAGAACGAGAUCACCCAGUUGAACACCACUAUCAAAGAGCUCAAGGCCGAACUCGCUCAACAAAAUCAAAGCAACUCAGCACCUGCGCCUAGUGCAGACUUGGAAGCCAAGGACGCCGAAAUUGUGACCCUUACCUCGGAGAAGAAAGCCAAGGAAGAUGAGCUGGCAGCUGCCACGAGCGAACUUGAGUCUCUGAAGGCCUCUUAUGAAUCCAACAAGGCGUCCACUGAGCAGGCGCUCGCCAGCCUUCAGGAGGAGCUUGAGACUGUUAAGACCCUUCACGUGACCGACAAGUCUUCUGCAGAGGUGGCCCUCAGCAAAGCACAGGACGAGCUCGAAGCUCUCAAGGCCACUGUAACCGAAAUGCAGGACCAGAAGGGCUCCUCUGUUCCUCAGGCUGAUUUAGACUCCAAGGUGGCCGAGAUCACUGCCCUCACCUCGGCAAAGGAGGCUGUCGAUGAUGCUCUGGCUAAAGCUCAGCAAGAAGUGGAGGCUUUGAAGACAACCCAUGCGUCUGACAAGGCUUCCACCGACGAAGCCCUGGCCAAGGCAAAGGCAGAAAUUGAGGCUCUCACGACGACCAUUACCAGCCUGGAGUCUGGGAAGACAAACACGGACGAGGCCCUGAGCAAGGGACAGGAGGAGCUCGAUUCACUCAAGGCUGCAGUAGCCAAACUCGAGGCGGAGAAGGCCACCACUAUCCCCCGUGCGGACCUGGAAGCCAAGAUCAGCGAGGCAGAAGCCCUAGCUACGGCCAAGGGGGAGCUUGACGUUCUUGUUGCCAGCUUGCAGAAGGAGGUGGAGGAAGCGAAGGCAAGCCAUGUCGAAGCCACCACAGGCCUGACCGCGAAAACGGCGGAGCUCCAGCAAUUGACCGAGACACACAACGCCCAAACAAUCGAGGUUGAAGGCUUCAAGAAGGAGAUCGCAUCCUUGCAGGACCUAGUAAAGUCGGCAGACUCUGCGAAGGGAGAUGCUCAAGGUCUUGCUACCAAGAUUACCGAGCUAGAGGCCGCAUUGAAAGAAUCCCAACUCGCUGUCGGUUCAAGUAAGGAUGAGCUCGCGACCGCUCAAGCAGACCUUGCUAGUGCCAAAGAAGCCGCCACAAAAGCUGCAGACAGCGCACAGGAAGGUGCUGAAGGACUUGGCGCGAAAAUCGCCGAGCUCGAGACCGCUGUCAAAGCCUCAAAGGAGGCAUUGGAGGCUAAAGAGGUCGAAUUGGUCGAGGUAUCAAAGAGCCUUGAAACAACCAAGGGCGACGCCGAGACGCUGCAUGCAAAGAUUGCUGACCUGGAGCAAUCGUUGAAGGACUCCAACCAGGAAGUCUUGAAAGCUACCGAGGCUGCAAAGGGGGAUGCUGAAGGCCAUGCGGCUAAGAUCAUCUCCCUCGAAGCAUCCCUGAAGGAGACGGAGGCCACCUUAUCAGCCAAGAAUGCCGAACUAGCCACCGCCCUAGAAGGAUCUAACAAAUCCAGCGAUCUGGAAAAGUCACUCGCCGAUGCUGAAAAGUCUCUGGAGACGCUUAAGUCCGAGUUGGCUAGCAAAUCGGAUGCCUUGCAGGCCGCAGAGAGUGCAAAGGGUGAUGCCAGCGUCUUGGAGACCAAGAUCUCGGAGCUUGAAGAGAAACUCAAGGCCGCAGAAGAAACCGGACGCACUGCCACGGAUUCGGCUAAGAGUGAAGUAGAAGCCUUGAACAAGAAGAUUGCCGACCUCGAAGCUGCACAAACCACUUCUGCCGAUCAGUUAGAAAAGGUCGCUGCCGAACACGACGCUACCAAGGCAUUGCUCAAGACCGCUGAGGAGGCAAAGGCCGCUGCCGAAGAGGCUCUCGGCGAGCUGAAGGAGAAGUCGUCCGAGCAUGAAGCUGCUCUCAAGGCAGCACAGGAAGCGCAUGAAAAUACAAAGAGUACAUUGGCAGCUUCUGAAAAGUCGUUGGAGGAGAAGACGCAGGCCCACGAUGCUGCUCUGAGCUCAUUCCAGAGCGAGAUGCAAUCCAAGCUUGAUGCUUCCGAGGAAGCGAGGAAGGAGGCGGAAGCUACACUUGAGAAGACUAAAUCCGAACUUGAGGCACAGGUCAAGACAGCCACCGAUGAUGCCUCUGCAAAAUCUGCAGAGGUUGUGGAGCUCCAGUCUCAAUUGACGGCUUCUCAGGCUGAGUCGAAGGAGGCAUCUUCCCAGUUGGGUGAGCUCAAGGUUGCACAGGAGGCCAAGGCGGAGCUCGAGGCGAAGCUUGAAGCAGCCGUGGCCGAGUCCGCAAAGCACUCCACCAAGGUAGCCGAGCUGGAAAACAAGAUCACCGAGCUUUCCGCCGCCGAUAGUGCCAAAGCAGAACUGGAGGAGAAGGUGAAGCAGCUCUCAGGAGAUGCCGAAUCUAGUGCGGCCAAGGCGUCCGAGCUGGAGAAGAAGCUCGCAGAGCAGGAGGAACAGGUCAAGGCUGCCAAUGAUGCAUCCAGCGCCAGCUCCGAGAAAAUUUCGCAGCUGGAGCUGAAGCUAGAGAAUUUGGCCGCGGUCGAAACUUCGAAGACUGAAUUGGAGGAGAAGCUCAAAGAGACGAGCAACAAUGCCGAGUUAAGCGCAGCUAAGGUCUCUGAGCUCGAGUCCAAGAUCGAAUCUCUUUCUGCUCUCGAGACGACUAAAGCUGAGCUUGAGGGAAAGCUCAAGGCUGCGGAAGAGGAGACAAAGUCUGCUGCAUCCAAGGUCAGCGAACUUGAAGCCAAAGUCUCAGAGGAGCAAGAGAAGUCCAAGGGUCAAAUCGAUGAGCUUAGUGCAAAGGUAGAGAGCCUCAAAAAGGAACUCGAUGAGAAGGCAAAUGCUGUCGAAUCGAAGGAGGCACCGGCAACAGCUGAGGAGCCAAAGGUAGAGGAGCCAAAGGUGGAAGAGCCAAAGGUGGAAGAGCCCAAGGUGGAAGAGCCCAAGGUGGAAGAGCCCAAGGCAGAAGAGCCCAAGGUGGAAGAGCCCAAGGCAGAAGAGACAAAAGCGGAGGAGUCUCCUGCGGAAGAGGCCAAGGAGGAGGACUCGAAAGAUGAGGAGGGCGCUGCCGCUCCCGAGUCAAAUGGAACCGCAGAGAAGCCGGCAGGGAAGAACAAGAAGAAGAAGAAGAAGGGCAAGAACUAAGAGAUUGGAGAGGGUAAAGCUGUGGGAUGGAGGAAUGUGCGUAUAGAAUGUUGCGAUGUUUUGUUUACUUUCUGGCAUAGGCAUGAUACCCUCCAUAUUUGCGCUCUCUAAGCGAGUAGGUUGCAGGUGUGGAUAUCGGCGGGAGAGUGCAUAUGGUUUGUUUGGUUUUUUGCUUGGUCUUACUUUUCCUUUCUUUUUCCUUUGAGUGCGAAUCUGGCUCGAAACAGACAAGUUUGUCCAUCUCAGUCAGAGACUGCAUGAUGGUUCGCAUGACACGAUGAUGAUGAUGUAAACCCUCGACGGUUUGCUAGCGGGCAGCUUUAUGCCUUUUACGGCUUUUAUGGCAUGGCAACGACAUGACAGAAUGCACUGGAAUGAGGAAAUGUAUCUUUGAUUGCGUCUGGAAAAUAAUAAAAGGAACGAGUCAGCAAUAGAAUAUUAUAACAAUAGUUUUUGUAAUCCUGACACUGGCAGACAGAUACAGGUCGG